Schizophyllum commune H4-8 is the source of this 1738-nucleotide messenger RNA. Its product is annotated as ras-domain-containing protein. The record is from RefSeq and is a predicted model, not a curated record. NCBI's taxonomy places the organism in Eukaryota, Fungi, Basidiomycota, Agaricomycetes, Agaricales, Schizophyllaceae. Gene Ontology annotation, molecular function: GTPase activity; GTP binding. The transcript has 6 exons. The coding region runs from base 199 to 1338 and encodes 379 amino acids.
CGAAGUGUGGGAAAAGACUUGCAUUGUGCGGCUCGGUAACCAAGGUCGACCCGUUUUGGGCAAUUCCGAUCCAGGUCUUGGCUCCUGCGUUCAUCCUUUCCUCCUCCCCCUCCUCCUCCUCCCUGCCGGUGGUGCGGCACCGCCCACCCAACGCUUUACCCCUCCGACAACGCCGCGGUUGGUCUGCGCGACAUCACCAUGGCGCAGUACGCUCGUAGGGAUCCCUACGCUCAGGCGCGCCUCAUCGAGCAAGGGAUUGACAGCAAAAUCGUCAUCAUGGGCAACUCAGGUGUGGGCAAGACCAGCCUGCUCAGACGCUACACGCAGAACAAGUUCGACCCCAAGAACACGACGUCCACAAGCGGCGCGUUUUUCGUGACGAAGAAGGUGACCCUGCAAGGGCUCAAGGUCCGCCUCCAGCUGUGGGAUACGGCGGGGCAGGAGCGAUUCCGUAGCAUGGCACCCAUGUACUAUCGAGGCGCGAAUGCGGCUCUUCUACUAUACGACAUAACCGACGUAUCGACGUUCAAUGACAUUCGGGGAUGGCUAGAAGAGUUACACAAGAACUGCUCGCCAGACCUGAUCAUCUACAUCGUUGGCGCGAAGGCGGAUCUCGGACACUGUCGCCAAGUCACGCCAGACUUGGCUCGUCUGUCGCUACACAAUUGGUUUCCUCCAACACGACCCCCAUCGCCGCCUCCACCACCACCCCCACCUUCUACGCUAUCCUACAUCCGGCCCAGGUUCACCUCUUUCCCCGGACUCCGCUCACCACCAGCAAGUCCAGCGCCACUAGACUCGGAAUCCUCGCCAGAGCGCCAGGAGUUCCCGAUCUCUCAAUCCGCUGCAUUGCGCGCCGCACUGCAACGGCGACCUACCGCUGUGCAGCAGCAAAGAAGUCGGCCACGCUUUCACUCGACAGCAGGGCUUAACCGCUCAAAGACUCUUGAGGCUGGCCAAUUGCCUUCGCGAUUCGGGUCACAUUUUGGCUCGGCGGCGGGCGGAUGGAAGGAACUUGACUCGGGGAGUGAUAGCAUAAACGAGGAUGAGGGGCGCACGGUGAUAGACGAGGACGAUGAGCCAGAGUGGGGUCUUGCACGAGGAAUGCAGUUGUUCGAGGUGUCAGCGAAGGACGAUACUGGCAUAGUGCAACUCUUUGAGUGCCUCAUAGGCGAGAUCAUCCAGAAGAAGGACAGCAUCGAGCGCGAAAACGACCUGAAGAAGCGAGAUAGCGUCUGUCUAACGCCAACCGCUCCCGCAUGGUCCGCUCAGGCAGACGCAGAGGAGGCCCGUGAGAAGACGGCGCAGUCCUCCUCCGGGUGGAGUAGUUGCUGUUGAUGAGGAUCGUUCUGGUCGCGGAGACCUGCAUUCUUUCGCCGCUCCCGCCGCCACAGUUCUUAUCUCGUCGGUCCGACUGCCACACGCCAUUCGCGUACGCGUCGACCAUUCAUGUCCGCACCCAUCACCCACCAGUCAUCAACGUACACGCCCGUCCGCUCGUUUGCUUCUUCAUCACGCGCCCCCAUCCACGCACGCAACCAUCAGGCCGCCUUUCGCACAUCAGCCACUCCAGCCCUUCACCAUCAACCUUCCCCCAUCCGCGCAUCAGCCAUCCACCUGCACUCUGCCUUCUCUCCGACUUGACCGUGCCCCGAAUGGACCGUUGUCUCGCCACUCUCGUUCUUCCACUUGCUUUAUCAUCACUUAUCGCGGGGCUCGUCCGCGUACGCAUUUCCAG